AUCUUGGAGAGAAGAGGAAUCAACAGAAGAGUAAACGAAAAGGAUGAAUCUUUACGCGCACGAUCUCUCAAUCCUCGAUUUUAACUAUAAUGUCUCUGGUCCCUACGGCGAGCCAGUUUCUCACCAGUUCCUCUCGCCUGGCCCUUUCUUCCACGGCGAGGACGACGAUUAUCCCCGCAAUAUUAGCUACAGUCUCGACGGAGCUUAUGGUGGGGAAUCUGUUACUGAUCCGAGGUCAUCUCCGGAGCAUCGCCACGACGGGAAGUCUCCGUUACCUCUUGGGAUGGAUUGGAGUGCUCCUCCUCGUCAUUGGGAAGGACGGAGCACUGUUUGGCCGCAUGAUCCUCGAACUGGUUGGAGUUAUUGUGUUACUGUACCCUCUUGGGUUGACCAUCCCAAAUCAACUGUUUCAGAACCUGCCGUGUUUUAUAGAGUGCAAGUGGCGAUACAAUCUCCCGAGGGAAUCACCUCCGCUAGGCUAGUACUUAGAAGAUUCAAUGAUUUCCUGGAGUUAUAUUCGUCAAUUAAAAAGGAGUUUGUAAAGAAAAGGUUACCGCAGGCACCACCAAAGCAGAGACUGAGGAUGAAAAACCAGACACUUUUGGAAGAGAGGAGGUGCUCUCUUGAAGAUUGGAUGAAUAGACUUUUGUCAGAUUUAGAUAUAUCCAGAAGCGCUCUGAUCGCAACAUUUCUUGAGCUAGAAGCUGCUGUCAGGUCUUAUUUCAGUGAUGAACAUCAAGAAACUGAAGAUAACUCUGUAGAUAGUCCGUUACUUCUACCUAACACCAGUUCUGAUGUUCCUGGUAGUUCAUCAGUUACCAUGGAUCAUGUCAAUGACUCCGCUGAUGAGACAUCUGAUACCUCAGCAAUGAAGCAUGACGAAGCUAGUAUAAAAAAUAUGGUCUCAAGGAAUUCAACUUCUGAAGAUAAUGUGACUGAUUGGCAUGAAUUAAUCACAGAAUAUGGACUUCUUGAUAAGAGUCCUUUGCAGAAAAAAAUAGAAUGUCUUUCCAGAACUGAUGAAACUGCAGACACUGAUACCAUAAUUGGUGAGGCCAUUUCUAGUGGAGUUGGAUUUCAGAGAUUGGAUGGACGUGAUAGAAAGUUUCAGAAAAAGACAAUUGAAAGUGAUAUAACUCAAGUAAGGGACUCUGAGGCGUCAAUUCCUGGGGAACCUAAACAAGGCUCUAUGGACAUUCAUGAUGAACCUCAUGGAAAUAGUUAUGGUGAAAAUACUGAGACUGAGAAGGAUGUGGCAAUUGUAUUUCAGUCUGAGGAGAGAAAUAAGUUAAAGAGAGUAGUUGAUAUGUUGCAGCAGAGACUGGAAACAGCAAAAGCUGAUACGGAAGAUCUUAUCUCAAGGCUUAAUCAGGAGUUAGCUGUUCGACAAUUUUUGUCAACAAAGGUAAAAGACUUGGAGGUUGAACUUGAAACAACUCGAGAGAGCUGCAAGCAAGGCAUGGAGCAAACAGUUCUGAACGAAAAGGAAAGAUUUACUCAAAUUCAGUGGGAUAUGGAGGAACUUCGGAAGCAAUGCAUGGAGAUGGAAUCGUUGUUAAACUCUAUAACGGACGAGAAAGCACAUAUUGAAAGUACAAAUCAGUCACUCGUUCAAGAAAAUCAAAUGUUGCUGCAGCAGAUCGAUGAUCUAAGAGACAAGUUUGAGAACUUGCAUAAAGAACAUGAAGAGCUGGAAAUAAAAUCGAAAGCAGAAAUGAAGGUCCUUGUCAAAGAGGUCAAGUCUCUUCGAACCAUUCAAUCAGAAUUGAAACAAGAGCUUAGCCGCACGAUGAAAGAAAAACUGGAGAUGGAGAGGAUUGUUCAGCGGGAGAAGGAUAGAGAAGAAACUGCAAAAACAGCAAACAAGAAGUUGCUGCAUGAGUGUGAUGUUCUACAGAAUCGGCUUCAAGAGUGCAAUAUCAAGUUCCACAUAGAAGAGGAGAGUAAAUUAAUAAUGGACUCAUCAUCUGCAUUAGAAGCCUUGGAUCUACUGACAACAUCUGAUAACCGAAUAGGUCUUCUAAUUGCUGAGACGCAGCUUCUCUCAGAAGAAGUGGAAAAGCUGAAGAUACCAAGAUCGGAAGAAGGUAGUGGAACAGAUGAUGUUGUAAGGAAGAUGCUAACAGAGGUUCUGAUUGAUAAUGCCAGAUUAAGGAAGCAGAUUAACUCUGUUAUUCGUUGCUCUUUGUCCGGACAUGGAAUAUCAGUUAGAGAAGCCAAAUCAGAAGAAGAAGACGAAGAAAAGAAAGAAGGAAGUGUUGAUCUAGCAAGAACUGUUCUGAGGAAGAUCCUUGAGAAAUGAAUUUUAUCAGGUUUUUCGUAAAAACUUUGAAUUUUAUAAAUGGCUGUUUUUAUCUUGUAUUACGAAUUCCUCUUGUAAUAAACUUG
Eutrema salsugineum is the source of this 2388-nucleotide messenger RNA. RefSeq names its product PX domain-containing protein EREX. Gene Ontology annotation, biological process: protein transport. Lineage: Eukaryota; Viridiplantae; Streptophyta; Magnoliopsida; Brassicales; Brassicaceae. The coding region runs from base 44 to 2302 and encodes 752 amino acids. Gene Ontology annotation, molecular function: phosphatidylinositol binding. The record is from RefSeq and is a predicted model, not a curated record. The transcript is spliced from 10 exons.